Molecule: messenger RNA, 2159 nt
Organism: Malurus melanocephalus (red-backed fairy wren)
Lineage: Eukaryota; Metazoa; Chordata; Aves; Passeriformes; Maluridae
Gene: LARP4
Product: La ribonucleoprotein 4
Exons: 15
Coding region: 91-2058 (655 amino acids)
Biological process (GO): positive regulation of translation
Cellular component (GO): cytosol; cytoplasmic stress granule
Molecular function (GO): mRNA 3'-UTR binding
Source: RefSeq, a predicted model, not a curated record
GUGUGACAAUGGCCAUUCCUGGUGACACUGGGGACUCCAGCCGAGGGUAACAUAGAGAUCUCAGAGGAGAGCUGCAAGCAGUAUGAAGUGAUGUAUUCCCCAUCCUGUGAAGCCACAAGGAAUGGCACAGGAGUUGAUGAGGCAUCAGCAAAUGGGAUUGUCCUGGCAACCGAAGAUCUGGGAUAUCAAAUCUAUGAAGUGUCUGGUGAUGGCAGCUCCACUGUGUCCACAGAAGACAUCAGAGAAUGUUUGAGGAAACAACUUGAAUUCUGCUUCUCACGUGAGAAUCUUUCAAAGGAUCUCUACUUGAUGUCUCAGAUGGACAGUGAUCAGUUUGUUCCAAUAUGGACAAUUGCCAACAUGGAAGGGAUUAAGAAGCUGACAACAGAUAUGGACCUUAUUCUUGAAGUUUUGAGAUCUUCUCCUAUGGUACAAGUGGAUGAAAGGGGAGAGAAAGUCAGACCAAACCACAAACGAUGUAUUAUCAUUCUCCGUGAGAUCCCUGAGACAACACCUAUAGAGGAGGUGAAGGCUCUGUUCAAGAACGAGAACUGCCCCAAGGUGAUAAGCUGUGAGUUUGCUCACAACAACAACUGGUACGUUACAUUCCAGUCCGACACAGACGCCCAACAGGCRUUCAAAUACUUAAGGGAAGAAGUGAAAACCUUUCAGGGCAAGCCAGUAAUGGCCAGGAUAAAAGCCAUCAACACGUUUUUUGCUAAGAAUGGAUACCGGGUGGUGGAUUCCAGYGUGUAUCCCCAGCCUGUGCAGACCCAAGCCCAGUUUGCCUCCCCGCUGUUUAUGCAGCCUGUAUAUAGCCCUCAGCAGUACUCCAUUUACAGCAUCGUGCCUCAGACKUGGUCUCCAAAUCCUGCACCUUACUUUGAGACACCACUGGCCCCCUUUCCCAACGGUGGAUUUGUGAAUGGCUUUAAUACACCAGGAUCAUAUAAAACAAAUGCUGCUUCUCUGAGUAUAGGUCGCCCAUUCCAUAGGAAUCGGGUGAAGCCCCAUUUCCGUUCCUCCAGCAGCUCAGAGCACCCAGAGGGGCCGCCCGGGGCCGGGGCACUGCCCAUGGGUGACCUGAGCAGAACCAGCUCCAGGAAUUUCCUCAUGGAGAGGCACAGCAGCUCUUUACCCGGGCACCCMGAGCAGGGCUAUUCCCAGAAGGAUUCGGCCCCGCUGGAGCAGAACGGCGAUUUCGGCGUGGGCAGGGGCAGGAGGAACGUGUUCCGGGGUCGGAGGAGACGGGAGGACGACCGGGUUUCAAGACCUCAGCCUUCAGCAGAAACAAAGACUCAGACACCAAAGUUUGACUUGCUUGCAUCCAACUUCCCACCUUUGCCUGGCAGCACAGCGAAAAUUCUGGGAGAGCCUGUGCUGGAGAGCAGGAUGUCUGACAUYGUCAAAGGAGUCUGCAAAGAGAAGGAAAGCAAAGAGUCCCUGUCACCCUGCCCGGCUCCUGCUGUGGAUGAACAAACACCCAGCACUGCCCAACCGCCCGUGCCCAGCGUCAGCUCCCCGAGCCAGACUGAGCCUGUGCUGCUGAGCGUGGUGCAGCCUGAGAGCAAACCAGAGGAAGUGUCUGCUCCAAAGGACGUGGCCAGCCCGGCGUCCCCGCCGGCGUCCGUCUGUCCUGUCAGUGCUGCAAAGCCCCCGAGGACAAACCCCUCCUCACCUUCUGCUCCAGGCACUGCAGCUCCUGCUCUGUCAGCACAGGAGCCUCGCAAGCUCAGCUACGCCGAGGUUUGCCAGAAGCCCCCGAAGGAGCCGCCUCCGGUCCCGGUGCAGCCUCUGAGGGAGCACCGCACCAACAUCGUUCCCCCUGCCAAGAACGACGAGAGCGGCACCGCCGAGAAAGCUCCAGAGAAAGCUCCUCACGAGAGGCCCGAGGCUCGAAUGAAGGAUUUCUGUGGGUUCCGUGGCAAUGGAGCUCCCAGGGGAGCUGCUGGCAAAAUCAGGGAACAGAGGCGCCAGUUUGGACGCAGAUCUUCGCCUCAGGGAGCGCCRCGCCGCCUCGGCAAGGAGCAGUACGUGCCACCCCGCUCACCAAAGUAACGCUGGGCCAGCCAAUGAUGCUUUAUUUCACUUGAGCUGUGGACUAAAGAGCAGCAGAGACACUGAGGAAGGAAGGAUUCGGGAAGGGGAAUACUGAACUG